Aspergillus pseudoviridinutans is the source of this 2703-nucleotide messenger RNA. RefSeq lists its product as uncharacterized. Gene Ontology annotation, biological process: carnitine biosynthetic process; peptidyl-arginine methylation. Gene Ontology annotation, cellular component: nucleus. Lineage: Eukaryota; Fungi; Ascomycota; Eurotiomycetes; Eurotiales; Aspergillaceae. Gene Ontology annotation, molecular function: protein-arginine N-methyltransferase activity; trimethyllysine dioxygenase activity; iron ion binding. The record is from RefSeq and is a predicted model, not a curated record. The coding region runs from base 1 to 2703 and encodes 900 amino acids. The transcript is spliced from 16 exons.
AUGGAAGGUGUUGAAAGACAACAAUCUGCAGAGCCUUCGGCCUUGAUCACCAGCAGUGCUGAUCGUAUGGUGGGCAUGGACCAUGCUGAAGUGCGUUACUUCACCAGCUAUGAUCACCAUGGAAUUCAUGAGGAGAUGCUUAAAGACGACGUCCGGACUCGGUCAUACCGCGAUUCCAUUUAUCAGAACCGCCACAUUUUCAAGGACAAGGUUGUUCUUGAUGUCGGGUGUGGUACUGGUAUUCUGAGCAUGUUCGCCGCAAAGGCAGGCGCCAAGCACGUAAUCGGCGUGGACAUGUCCUCGAUCAUCGAGAAGGCGCGCGAGAUUGUCGCGGUCAACGGCCUCUCAGACAAGAUUACUCUUCUUCAGGGAAAGAUGGAGGAGGUCCAGCUCCCGUUUCCCGCGGUGGAUAUCAUUAUCUCCGAGUGGAUGGGAUACUUCCUCCUUUAUGAAAGCAUGCUGGAUACCGUUCUGUACGCUCGGGACCGCUAUCUUGCUCCUGGCGGCAAGAUCUUCCCUGACAAGGCCACCAUGUACUUGGCUGCGAUUGAGGAUGGCGAGUACAAGGAUGACAAGAUCGGAUUCUGGGAUAACGUUUACGGAUUCGAUUACAGCCCCAUGAAGGAGAUUGCCCUUACGGAGCCCCUUGUGGAUACCGUCGAGCUCAAGGCCCUGGUCACGGAUCCUUGUUCUAUUAUCACUUUCGAUCUUUACACGGUCACCAAAGCAGACUUGGCGUUCAGGGUUCCUUUCUCCCUUCCCGUCAAGCGCAGCGAUUUCAUUCACGCCAUCAUUGCGUGGUUCGACAUUGAUUUCACCGCUUGCCACAAACCCAUCAGCUUCUCCACUGGUCCCCACGCCAAGUACACACACUGGAAGCAAACCGUGUUCUAUCUCCGCGACGUCCUCACUGUUGAAGAAGAGGAGUCUGUGUCCGGUAUCUUGGAGAACAAGCCAAACGAUAAGAACCCUCGUGAUCUAGACAUCCAGAUUUCUUACAAACUUGAGACCACGGACAACUUGCGCUAUGCCGAGGGCAACUGCUUUUACAGGAUUCACAAUCUCGCGAAUCAGUCAUGGCUCUACCUUACUAACCCGGCAAUUCAGGCGGUCGGCUCCCGGGGCCUGCCAAACGCAGUCCGUCCUUUGACGCUGAAUCGGCAACCCGUCUCCAUCCGCCGUUACUCAAGCAUUCCGCCUGAAAAUGAGACAACCUCCGCUCAGGAGAAGCAGAUUCCUUCAAACACUUCCUCCGAGAGUGAAAAGAAGACCUCCCCGUCGCCUUCAGCCGAGACCUCAGCGACGGAUGAAAAGAAAUCUCUAUCAGCAGCGCCUGUGAACGAGACAUCUUCGACAGAGGCCAAUGGUAACACACUGGCAGAUGGAGAUGGUACAGCAUUUAUUGAUGGAAAGGAGAAUUUGACGGCGACCACAAACGAGGCCUCCACAGCCGAUUCAGAGACAGCUGACAGGAAGACCAAUGCGGAGUUCGAUUCAAUACCGAAGAAUGCUGCGAGAAGAUUUGUUUCAGUGCGCUUAGGUCCUCUUGGAUCAAAUGUGACUCGUUAUGGGGAGUUUGGACCCUUUUUCCUCAGGGAAAAUUGCCAGUGCCCAUUGUGUCUCCAUCCAGAGACGAAGCAAAGAUCCGUGGAUACUUUCUCGAUACACCCUGCGGUCAAUGCUAAAGACAUCAUAUACAGUCCUAACGUCGUUGAAGUACUCUUCUCUGAUGAACAUCGGGGACUAUAUCCAUAUUCAUGGUUAAAUAGCCAUGUCAACCUCACCACCGAGAGGAAAACAUAUUCUGCGCCAUUCAAGUUCAGAGACUUCUCAUCCUACAAUCCUAAUCAAGACUCUUACCCUGAAGUCGAGUACUCCGAAGUUAUGUCUGACGACGCCGCGUUGUUAGCAUGGUUUGAUGAGAUUUACAAAUGGGGUUUCUGCUUUGUGAAAGGAGUCCCUGUGGAUCCUGAAUCAACCAAAGCACUUCUCGAGCGGAUUUCCUUUAUCAGACACACUCAUUACGGCGGUUUCUGGGACUUUACAUCCGACUUGACCUUCAAGGAUACUGCCUACACCACGGAAUUCUUAGGCGCGCACACAGACAAUACAUAUUUCACUGACCCGGCUAGACUUCAACUAUUCCACCUUUUGUCGCACACUGAUGGCCAUGGCGGGGCCAGCUUGCUUGUAGACGGUUUCAAGGCUGCCUCCAUCAUGCGACAAGAGAAUCCAAAACACUGCGGAGUCCUUGCCGCUACCAAACAACCAUACCACUCAAGUGGGAAUGAGGACGUAUGCAUACAACCCGCAGAGCAGGCCCCUGUCUUCAAAAUUCAUCCCGAGUUGAGCCGACUAUACCAAGUUCGAUGGAACAACUACGAUCGAGCUGCGAAACGAGACUGGGGAUUGAAGGAGCAGAACCGAUGGUAUAACGCAGCACGCCAUUUUAACAAUAUUAUCCAGCGCCCGGGCGUUGAAAUAUGGACACAGCUUCAGCCCGGAACUGCGCUCAUUUUCGACAACUGGAGAAUGCUUCAUGGUCGUUCCGAGUUCACUGGCAAGCGGCGGAUGUGUGGUGGAUAUAUCAACAACGAUGACUUCAUCUCACGUUAUCGACUUCUGAAAUAUGGAAGAGAAAAGGUUAUCGAAAAUCUGGGUAACCUUGCUAUCUUUAAGGGUAAUCCCAAUUUCCUUCUGUGA